UUCGGUGUUCGACACCUUGACAGCCCGUCUAUCCACCCACUUUUCUCGGGACAAUGGCAUUGUAAAGUCCCAGGCCCCGACCAAUCGAAAGACUUGGUAUCAAAGGAUUACUACAAGCCAAGUCCGGCGGACAUUUGUAGCAAGGUUUAUAGUCGCUCGCUAUAGUAGGGUAGUAGUGGAGAGGAGGGAGUAGGGACCUCUAUCGAUACCUAUUUCCCGCCCCCGCAUCUGCUUUCUCCCAUGUUGGUAAUUUCCCAAGGCGCUUGGAUUCCCUACCCGCAGUAAGGAUCAAAAAGCUUAAGAUUCCUUGGUUUCACAUCAUUGUUGUGGUAAUCUUUGUAGGGCAACCUCUUCGCUUCCUUGCUUUGAAACUGCAACUACCUGAAAUUUCUAGUAAUUUCUCGAGACACAAGGUGAAAUGCGGGAAAAAAAAAAACAUCAUCUGCAAUCCUUUUUAUAUCCUUUUCAUUAAUUGCGUCUCCCGAUUCACGAUUGAGUUUUAGUUUUGUUUGUCAUUGUGUAGAUUCUUAAUUCCAAGAGUCGCUUUCCUCCCAAGAAAAACAAAGACUCUUAGCCCGUAGCUUCGUCGUACGAGAGAGAGAGAGAGAGAGAACUUAACCCCAAGACCCAUGUUCGCGUUACGCACGAUAGAAGCCCGCACAAACCAAGAAUCUCCCCCAACAACACGCGGAUGCUUUAUCCAUCUUGGUAUUGACGUACAUUCAAUGCCAUUUCCCUCGUCCCUCCGCAUGACCAAGCCGCGCAAAAACAGUACAGUACCACACACACACACGGAAGGGGGGAGCGCGGGCUCUUCGCUUAAGCGGCAGCCAUUCCUCCCGUUCCCUCUUCCCCCCCAAGACCAACGGAGAGAAGAAAAAAGAAAAAGAGAAAAACAAUAUUACAAGUCUCCGUAG
Periconia digitata is the source of this 917-nucleotide messenger RNA. Lineage: Eukaryota; Fungi; Ascomycota; Dothideomycetes; Pleosporales; Periconiaceae. The record is from the annotation of a GenBank genome assembly.